This is a messenger RNA of Saccostrea echinata, 3148 nucleotides long. Its product is annotated as nonsense-mediated mRNA decay factor SMG8-like. The record is from RefSeq and is a predicted model, not a curated record. Gene Ontology annotation, biological process: nuclear-transcribed mRNA catabolic process, nonsense-mediated decay. Bases 14 to 3070 code for a protein of 1018 amino acids. The transcript is spliced from 23 exons. NCBI's taxonomy places the organism in Eukaryota, Metazoa, Mollusca, Bivalvia, Ostreida, Ostreidae.
CAAGAAGUAACGAAUGGUGGCAAAAAUGUCAGCUUUCAGUUUCACAGACAAGUUUGUAUUUCCACCCGAUUUUGAUGCAUUGAGUGUACCAAAUUCGGAAAGUAAGGUUUGUGUAAUAUCUGUCAUUGGCAAGAGUGCGUACCAUACUAAUGCCUCCAAAGCAUCAGCACUCAAUCAUAUUUUGGACAGGGAUGUUUUCAAGUGUAUCCCAAAAGAAGUAGAUGAUACUAUUACUAAGGGAGAUGUGGAGUGUUUCUAUGAUGUAGAGAAUCAGGUCAUCUUUUUACAUCUAAGGUCUCUAAAUGAUGUUUACAGAGUUGCUUCUCUUUGUCAGAGACUGGUUUCAGAAAAAUCAUCAAAAGAUUUUUUCUUCCUGUGGCAGAAAGAAGAAUUUAGAAUAGCUAAAACACUCUUAUGGAUGUUUGGAGUUUCUCAUCUAUUAUUGUUAUCUCAUCCAGGAAGCACAUUCGAUGUUACUUUUGUGAGACUGUUUAGAACCCUAGACAGUAUUAGGCUUAAGUUACAGCACAGUGUUUCUGAUCAGCUCCAUGGACUGCCAAUCUCCAAAGACUGGUCCUACAAUGGAAGACCAUGUUCCCCCCGAGUACUGUUUAUCUUUGAGUCCUGCUGUUUUGAAUCCAGUACAGAGGACUCAGAAUCUGGAACUAAAGGGAGAUUAUUGAAAGGUUCCCCCAUCAAAAAAUUACAACAUGCCAUAGAAGACCAAAUCUACAGAAUACUGAGAAAAUCUAGAGUUAUUACAAAUAUCAGCAACAACUCACUAUUUGCUGUACCAGCCAAUCAGGAGUUUGUGUAUGUCCAUACUGAAAGGUCAGAGGUUACAGACCCAGUGGCAUACUAUCUGGAACAGCUGCGUUUGAAUAGCACAAUCGUCAAGGAUUCUGUUUUCUUACGAGAAACAGAUUCACCAAGGAGUCGUAGUUAUCAAAGUAAUAGAAAGGUCAAUCAGGGUAAUGGAUCGUCAGGGUCAAGGUCAUCAUCCACAACUGCACAUUCAAAAGGAGGCAACAGCUUCAAAGAGUUUCUAUGGCAACACAUUGAGAUGGCCUUAGGGAGGGGUUUUGAUGAUAAUGUUGGGAGAAAUCCAGUUCCUUCUUUAUUUGAGACAGUAACAGCACAGACCUGGUUUAUGGUGGCUGACAGGCUCUAUCAAUUCUAUUUUGGAGAUUCCAUUGAUGGAAAAGCCCAGGCUCAUUUAAAUACCCUUAAAUCACUACUGGAGACAGAUAUAAGAUUCUCUGAAAAUCGCUGUAAUAAAGUUCUACCCCUUGCUGAAGCUGCAUACCAAGAAAGUCUACCAACCCACUAUGUAACAAAUUUCCAUUUAUCAAAGUUAGCCCAGGCUCAGAGAGUAUUCCACCAAUUUGCCAGGGGACCAGCAUGUGACAAGUAUCUCAAACAACUGGAGCAGUCCUGUGAAAAGUUCUGGAGAAAUGGCCGACAGCUGUGUGAGGAAAUCAGUAUCUUGUCUAACCACUGUGUCAAUCCUCUGCACAGACUUCCAGAUGACCCAGAAACUGAUGAAAAUAGACAUCUACCCAUAAUGACUCACUCUAGUCAGCUGAAGACAAAAGCUGCUUGUAACUGUGGCAGAAAGCAAGCAGACAAAGAGGACCCAUUUGACCAUAAGUAUGCCAAUUUUGAUUUCUUUGAUGCCUUGGAAGCAUCUUGUUGUGGAGAGCUGGAGCAUAUAGACUUACCCAUAUUUAAACCCAGCACAUCUGAUGCCAAGGCCAGCCUGGUUAAGCGGGCUCCCAGUCGAGAAGAAAAGAAAGAAAGUGUAAUUCAAAAAGACACCCUCAAGCAUGAUAUAGUCACUGGGAUGGGUAGUCUUAGUCUGGCACUCAGUUUAGGUCAAUCUGGUGGAAGUGAAUUUCUCCCUCAUCAGGAUCAUCACAGUGGAAUAAGUACCACUGACCAUUACACAAGUCACCAGAGUGACCAGGAGGGUGGGACAGAUGAACAUGAGGAAGGGUCAGGUGGAGCACACAGUGUGGAUGUAGUGGAAGAAGAGGAUGAGGAUCAUCUGGAAGAUGCUGAACAGAGUCCUGAUAAAGAGGAAGGAAGUGGAAUAAGACAGGAAGUGGAUGAAUCUCAAAAGGAGGAAGAAGGGUCACCUAAACAGGAAGUGGAUAUCAUGCCCAGCUCACCCAAGCAGGAUCCAAGCUCCCAGAGGACGGAGCCAGAGAUAACAAUUAAUUCUCAAAAAGCAGAUUUAGAAUCAUCACAGAAAGAAGAAGUUCAAUUAGGAAAAUCCGUUCUUAAGAAAGUUGUAGAGCUCGACGAGGCAGGCACUAUGAGGCAGCAUUCCACCACAGAGUACCUGUAUGGAAUGAUUCACUCAGAUUCUCCCCCACAUCUCCUCCCAAUGUUUCCCUCCUGGAACAUUUGUUGUCUGGGAAAAUCCAGCAUGUAUAAUCAUAAUUCAGGAUUAGAUUUGCCAGGAUUUUUACAUGGAAGUAAUUUUCUAUUACCAUGGGAUAUUACGGUAAAGGCAGAAAAGGACAAGUGGCCAUCAAUAGGGGAAACAACGUCAAGGAAAGGAAAACAGAAAAAGAGCAAUAAAGAGGUUGGAGAAGUCAAUUUGAGGAUCUACCUAGGAGAUGAAUAUGAGUGUCCUCGAGGACACCGUUUUUUCUGUAGCGGUCCCGAGAAGGUCAUUAAGGUUUCCAGUUCCAGCACAGUCAAGGAUAAUGCCACCAAAUUAGUCAGCUUGGAUAUGCCAUUGUAUUGUCCAUGUCCUCAGUGCAGAAGCACAAAGGGAUAUGUAGCACAACUGAUGAGGGUGUAUGUAUCCACUCCAGAGGGACCAGUAAGAGUAACAGUUGACCCCAAUAUUCAGCCCUCAGCCCCGCCUUGUCCAGUCUUCACUAUGGGAACAGAAAACCCUGUAGAACUGCCUGCUGGAACUCUCUGGGUCGUAAGACUUCCACAUAUUUACAUGGGUGACCAUGGACCCUAUACCAUACCAACAGACUCCCAGCACAUGCAGUUCUGUCGAAUGCUGAAGGGAGUUUUCAGCUUCAGAGACCUGAACAAAAGUCCAUGAGUCAUUCGUCUUGAUUAGUGCUUGAUGGAUGUGUGCUGUAUGACUGUUUCAGGGUGCAAUAAAUGUGUGUACAAAUAA